CGAGUCCCCUCGUCCGCCCCAAAUCUGGCGUCGCGCUGUCUUCUUCUUCUCUUCUACCCCCGUGCGCCUCCGAUCCAGCGCAAUCCGGCGCGGGCUCUCGCGAAUCUGACGGGGGCUCUUAUAGAUUGGUGUGGUUCGGAGGUCGCUGUAUCGGCAGGCGCCGCCGGGAGCUGCCGAUUGAGCUCCGGGUCGCCGGAUUUGACCGCGUAGAACGAGACCCAGGAGGCGGUUUGUGGCCCGCCGCCUCGCCGGUAGCGUACGCCGGGGGACGGCACAUGCGCGUGACGGUCACGCCGAAAGACGAGGAGAGGCUGGUCGUGCUGAUGACGAGGGAGCGGCCGCGGUCGGCGGUGCUGGCGCCAGGGGGCGACCUCGUUUCCGCCAACGGCGGAGGGGAGACGUCUGACGAGGACUCCUCUGAGUCGCUGGAGGAGAUUACGGCCGCUGACUUUCAGAAGGAGUCGUCCGGCGGCGCCGCCGCCGGGACGGCCGCGUCGGCGGCGGCGCAGAGAUCUAGGGUUUGGAUGGGGUACACCAUGUCGCGCAGUUACGCGCCGGCAUUCCACAGCUUUGCGUGGGCCCAGGCCGUGCAGAAUAAGCCGCUCGUUCCUCCUCCUGCCGCCGACGAGGACGAGGUCGAGCACAUCGUGGACACCUCUGACGAGGAGAAGGAAGAGGGCGAGAUUGAGGAGGGGGAAGCUGUGGAUACCUCCUUUCCAUCUCCGCAUGCACAGCCUGAGACUAUCGACUUGGACUCUGAUGUGCCGGAGAAGUCGGAAUCGAUGGCUGUGGAGGGGAGUAAUACUGCGGCUGUGGCUGUUGAAGAGGAGGUUGAUUUUGACCAGCGUGUGGGGAGCAUAUUGGAGGAGCUUGAAAUGGUUUCCAUCGAGGAAGCUGAGAAGUCAUUUGAGGGUGCGUGUGAACGCCUGCGCACUUGCUUUGAGAACCUGAAGCCGCUGUUCCUGGAGAGUGGUAGCCCGAUGCCUAUGCUUGACGCUCUUGUUCAGCAGGGGUUUGUUGGAAUUGACACCAUAACCACUGUGGCUAAUUCAUAUGCCAUGCCGAAGAGGGUCCAGAACAAGGAAAUGCUCUUGAAGUUGCUGUUUCACUUAAGAAACAGAUAUUCAGACAUGCUGACACCUGACCAGCGAGUUGAGCUCGAUAGUCGUGUGAGACAGUUAGCUUUUGUGGAUGGAGAAGAAAAUACUGAUGGUCCAAAUGCCAGUUGCAGCACCAAUUCAACGAACGUUGUGGUUCCAACUGGACAGGUUCCAUCAGAGAGAUUACCAUUUGAAUCAGGAGCAACAAAUCCAUUUAGUGGCUCAAGUUUGCCCUGGUUGGAGACACAGACAAAGAAUAGAAUGGUUAGCCCCUUGCUGGAUCUUCAUGCAGAUCAUGAUGAGAACAGCUUACCCUCACCUACCCGAGAUAAUGCACCACAGUUUUCUGUGCCAAAGCCCAUUGGGUUUGGAGCAUUUCCAAUGGGACCUGACAGAUCUUUGACAGAAAGAGCUGAGCCUUCUAAAAAAAAUCUGUAUCCUUCCGUAAAUGAUUCACUGGAUGUUUCCUCAUACAAGCAAAAGUAUAGCCAGAAGUCUAACUUUGCAAAUGAUGAUCUUCCAAGCCCAACUCCUUCUGGUGAUGGUGAUAAAUCUGAAGACAAAGAUGGUGAUAUGUUUGGUGAAAUUUCAAGCUUUUCAUCUUCAAAUAAGACUGCAUUGCCAAGUGUGAGUCAGAUACCUGCUUCUCGGCCUAGUACAGUUAGCAGCAGCAAUGGCAGUUUCAGUGGUCCUCCAGGUUAUGCUAAAAAAAUUGAGCAGUCUGUUUCAGGCCCCAACCUUGCUCUAAAACCUUCAGCUAAAAGUAGAGAUCCAAGGCUCAGGUAUUUGAACCGUGAUCCUGGUGAUGCAAACAGAUGUAUGAAUUUUGCAGAACCCAAUGCGUCCCUAGGGGGGACCUUGGGCAAGCACAAGGCAGUUGGCCAACCUCUGAUGGAUGAAAACAUGGUAAAAAGAGCUAGGGGGAGUAUUGGUAAUCCCAGGGACUUGCAGGUACCACCAGGUAGAGAUGGAAGCAAUAUUAGCUUCUAUCCAAGUGAUAGAGUUCAAUCAAAUCAGAAUACAAGGCUUGAUACCAAAACAACAGGAAAUCCGAAUCUUAGGGCAGACAGUCAACUGCUUAGUAAUGUGAGUAGCAUCACAAAUAGUAGUGUAACGAGUACCAAAACUCUUAAUGCCGGGCAACCUGAUUCAGUUCCACAGACCAGUGCAGCUCCUAGUGUUUCGCUGCCUGCAGUGUUAAAGGACAUUGCUGUGAACCCGACUGUGCUCAUGCAUUGGAUUCAAAUGGAGCAGCAGAAGAGGUCAGCAUCAGAACCUCAGCAGACGGUAAAUACUUUAGGUGGUAUCUCUUCUGGCAUGAUCAAUAAUGACACUGCAGGGAUGGUUAUACCACCUGGCAGUGCUCUAAAAACUGCAGAUGCUGCACAAAUUCCUUCUAUUAGGCCACAAUGUCCGACGCAAACAGCCCCUGUGAUCUCACAAACUGAUGCUGGAGUAAUACGUAUGAAACCGCGUGAUCCCCGUCGCAUUCUCCAUAAUAACACAUCGCCAAAGAACGAUACAACGAACUCUGAGCAGGCCAGAAGCAAUGGAAUUGUCCUGCCAGUCUCCCAGGACAGCAAAGACAAUAUGAUCAACCGUGAACAACAGGCAGAGCAACUUCAGACUGGUGCAUUGCCUUCUCAACCAGUUUCAUUAUCCAACAUUGCUCGGCCAUCCACCAUGAGCGCCAGUAUGGUGGAUCCUGUCUCUAAUUCACAGUUAGCUGCUUCAUCACUCAUGGCUCCUCAGCAAACUUCAGGCAGCAUAAAUAGGGCAGAUCCAAGACUAGCUCCUGGGCAGAAUGAUCCCAAUGCUGAUGCCGCAACAAAUGCUUCUCCUGCUACAACGCUUGGUGCUGCACCACCAGCUAACCAAUGGGGAGAUCUCGAUGAUCUCCUUAGCGGUUAUGAUGACCAGCAGAAGGCUCUCAUACAGAAGGAAAGGGCAAGACGGAUCAUGGAGCAGCAGAAGAUGUUUUCAGCAAGGAAGCUUUGUUUGGUACUUGAUUUGGAUCACACACUCCUCAAUUCUGCGAAGUUUUUAGAAGUGGAUCCUAUUCAUGAAGAGAUUUUGCGGAAGAAAGAGGAGCAAGACCGGGAGAGGCCAGAGCGCCAUCUGUUCCGUUUGCAUCAUAUGAGCAUGUGGACCAAACUGAGACCAGGAAUAUGGAACUUUCUUGAGAAGGCAAGUAAGCUUUACGAGUUGCAUCUAUACACGAUGGGGAACAAGCUGUAUGCUACUGAGAUGGCCAAGGUUCUUGACCCAACUGGAGCACUGUUUGAGGGGAGAGUCAUCUCAAGAGGUGGUGAUGGCACGUCAAGAGGUGGUGAUGGCGAUUCUUUUGACAGUGAUGAUCGAGUACCGAAAAGUAAAGAUCUUGAUGGGGUAUUGGGGAUGGAAUCUGCAGUCGUGAUCAUUGAUGACUCUGUGAGAGUCUGGCCCCACAACAAAAACAAUAUGAUUGUUGUAGAAAGAUAUACCUAUUUCCCCUGCAGUAGACGGCAAUUUGGCCUUCCUGGACCAUCACUUCUUGAAAUUGAUCGAGACGAAAGGCCAGAGGAUGGCACUCUUGCUUCUUCACUGGCGGUUAUUGGACGCAUUCACCAAAACUUCUUUUCUCAUCCCAACCUAAAUGAUGCUGAUGUGCGGAGCAUACUAGCAUCUGAGCAGCGAAGGAUCCUUGCUGGCUGCCGUAUUGUCUUCAGCCGGAUAUUCCCGGUUGGAGAAGCUAACCCCCACUUGCAUCCUCUAUGGCAGAGUGCAGAGCAGUUUGGUGCAGUGUGCACGAACCAGAUUGACGAUCGGGUCACUCAUGUUGUCGCCAACUCCCUUGGGACUGACAAGGUGAAUUGGGCAUUGCAAACGGGCAGAUAUGUUGUUCAUCCAGGAUGGGUAGAAGCUUCAGCACUCUUAUACCGACGCGCCAGUGAGCACGAUUUUGCAGUUAAAUAACAUAUCCUGAGCCUAAAUUCCCAUCCAGUGUCCCUGGGAUCCUCCUAGGACAUGGUUCGGGUCAUGAAAACAUAACAUGACAAGAAAAACGAGACAACUUCACUAAAAACACUGGACCUUUCUAAGGAAACAAUUGUCUCUAAGAGAACCGCAGGUUAAAACAGGCAACGAAAAAUGCUUUCUCCAAAGCCUGAAAGAAGAGAGGUUUAGCCCAAACUGUCUUGGGUGGUGAAUAUGUUUGCUUGGAAGGGUUCAGAUACACCAUGGAAGACAGACAUGCCAAAGGCAAAGGUGGGCGAAGAGUCACCACUCUAUACCUUGUAACAUGUAGAAAUGGUAUCUUUCCUGUACGGUUAUGUGUUUGCGGCUUUGCGCUGGCCUCCUGCCAAGCGUGUGCUGCUUGCCACAGAAAUGGGUCAUGGACUCAUGGCCGAUAUCAGUCAUCCGCCGAAGUGGCUGCAGGAGCAGCAGUCCUUGGAAUGAAGGAGUCAUUUAAGUCCCUGUGCUCAAAGCCACAUGGAAAAGGACACCUGCUCUCUACACUCUCCGCAACAGAACAAAAAGUUUUCGUAUUCGUACGGUGCGAGGUAUCAGUUCAUGACGCCAGGGUAGGGCGUGUACGGAAAAGCUUUUUGGUCAGCGGGGAGUUAAAAGGUGUGAGAUAAGAAUGCAGAAGAUGUCAUCGAAAUGUUCGGUGAAAUUUUUCCAAAGAUUUUGGUGGCUAGAACUUGGUAAAGGAAUAGUAUGGCCGGAUGAUUCGGACUGUAAGGGGCUUGUAGGGGGGAUAAUGAUGAAAAAUUAACUUUGCAUUGGUUUCUAUACCGAACUCCUCACAUUAAUUGGCUGUUAAAAAUCUUAACUCCAAAAGGCAUUUAACAUAUUAACUUUUCCCACCAUAUAUUUUUCUUGCACUCUUGAAAACCUACCUUCUGUUCAGUGGGGGAGACGGGACCAGCAGGAGCCCUCAUUUGGAAAUUACGUCUAGGUCACUUCUUUUUUGUACAUGUAACCAUGUAUUUUUGGGCUUUGGCCCACCUAAUGACAGUAUUUUCUGCUCUGGCCCUCUA
Molecule: messenger RNA, 5122 nt
Organism: Brachypodium distachyon (stiff brome)
Lineage: Eukaryota; Viridiplantae; Streptophyta; Magnoliopsida; Poales; Poaceae
Product: RNA polymerase II C-terminal domain phosphatase-like 3
Exons: 11
Coding region: 276-4055 (1259 amino acids)
Cellular component (GO): nucleus
Molecular function (GO): RNA polymerase II CTD heptapeptide repeat phosphatase activity
Source: RefSeq, a predicted model, not a curated record